AUGUGCACUGGUUCUGAAUCUCGAGAAAUCAGAACUGGUGAGUCUGUGAUUUCGAAGGUGGACGCAGACAUUGUAGCUUUAGAUUAUGAUGAUAAUCAAGAAUGUGAUUUUGAAGCCGUUAGAAGCAGUUCUGCUUUCAUUCUACUUCAAUGCCUCUCUCUCUCUCAGGUGAAAGAAGAGUUAGGAUGGUUGGCAAAGACAGUGAGCCCCAUACUAAUGACGACCCUUCUUUUGUACUCUCGCUCCAUCGUCUCCGUCAUCUUCUUGGGCCGCCAGGGCAAGGUUGAACUUGCUGGUGGCUCUCUCGGACUCGGCUUCGCCAACAUCACUGCCCACUCUCUCCUUAAGGGUCUCACCAUGGGUAUGGAUCCUAUCUGUUCUCAAGCUUUUGGUGCCAAACAAUGGUCCCUUCUCUCCCAAACCUUUCACAGAACUCUCUUCCUCCUCCUCCUCGUUUCCGUCCCCAUUUCACUUCUAUGGCUUAACAUGUCACCCAUCUUUCUCUUGCUCGGUCAGGAUCCGCAGGUCACCAAGACCGCCCAACUCUACCUCCUCUUCUCCAUCCCCGAAAUGAUUGCUCAGGCUUUCCUAAACCCUUUAAGGGCUUUCCUCAGAACCCAGAACUUGAACUUCCCUAUUACUCUAGCUGCUUCUGUUGCAGCCGUUUUGCACCUUCCCCUUAAUUACUUCCUGGCCGUGUACUUCAAGUUAGGGGUCAAAGGGGUUGCUUUAGCCACCGGUUUGAAUUCUCUGAACAUCGCCCUGGGGCUGGUGAUUUAUCUUGUUAUUUCAGAUAAACCAAUAAAGCCGUGGAAAGGAGGCUCGGUUUUCACAGGUUUUGAGGGUUGGAGGCCACUGUUGAGGAUGGCAUUGCACAGUUGUGCUUCCGUGUGCUUGGAGUGGUGGUAUUACGAGAUAAUGAUUUUUCUUUGCGGGUUAUUCAGUAACCCAGAAACCACCGUAGCAACCAUGGGAAUCCUGAUUCAGACCACCGGGUUUUUGUAUGUGUUUCCAUUUUCUCUGAGCUCAGUAUUAGCCACAAGAAUAGGGCAUUCAAUAGGUGCGGGGGAAGCGUCUCGUGCCCAGUGUACUGCCAUUGUUGGGAUUUUCACAGCUUUCACGUUUGGGGUGUCAGCGUUUGUGUUCUUGGUAUGCGUGAGGGAAUUUUGGGGAAGAAUUUUCACAAACGAGACGCAGAUUGUUGAGCUGGUGAAAACUACACUCCCACUUCUGGGGCUGGGGGAGAUAGGGAAUUGGCCUCAAACAGCAUCGUGUGGGGUGUUAUCAGGGACAUCACGUCCUCACGUGGGAGCCAGGAUCAAUUUGUGUGCGUUUUACUUGAUAGGACUUCCAGUGGCCAUUGUUGCUAGUUUUGGAUACGAGUUUGGAUUUGUGGGGUUGUGGUAUGGCAUGGUGGCGGCACAGAUAUCUUGCUUCAGUAUGAUGCUUUAUGAAUUUCUUCGAACAGAUUGGAGGCAUCCGUCUCUGAAGGCUGACAUCGAGCUUGCUCAUCAGGUGGUAGCCGCAGCACCAACGCAGGAGGAUGAAAAUGAUGACGAUACUCGUCAGGAGACUCGCCUGCUUGUUUCUCAUCCUUCAUAA
Molecule: messenger RNA, 1602 nt
Organism: Neltuma alba
Lineage: Eukaryota; Viridiplantae; Streptophyta; Magnoliopsida; Fabales; Fabaceae
Product: protein DETOXIFICATION 53-like
Exons: 2
Coding region: 1-1602 (533 amino acids)
Biological process (GO): xenobiotic detoxification by transmembrane export across the plasma membrane
Cellular component (GO): membrane
Molecular function (GO): xenobiotic transmembrane transporter activity; antiporter activity
Source: RefSeq, a predicted model, not a curated record